Echinops telfairi (small Madagascar hedgehog) is the source of this 907-nucleotide messenger RNA. It is a transcript of the gene ID3, whose product is annotated as inhibitor of DNA binding 3, HLH protein. The coding region runs from base 50 to 412 and encodes 120 amino acids. Gene Ontology annotation, molecular function: protein dimerization activity; transcription regulator activity. NCBI's taxonomy places the organism in Eukaryota, Metazoa, Chordata, Mammalia, Afrosoricida, Tenrecidae. Gene Ontology annotation, biological process: circadian regulation of gene expression; cell differentiation; negative regulation of transcription by RNA polymerase II. The transcript has 3 exons. The record is from RefSeq and is a predicted model, not a curated record. Gene Ontology annotation, cellular component: cytoplasm; nucleus.
UUUCAGCUGCUUCUCUGUCCUCCUGGCACCUACGUCCUCACCCUCCAGCAUGAAGGCGCUGAGCCCGGUGCGUGGCUGCUACGAGGCAGUGUGUUGUCUGUCGGAGCGCAGCCUGGCCAUCGCCCGGGGCCGAGGCAAGGGUCCUGCAGCCGAGGAGCCGCUGAGCCUGCUGGACGACAUGAACCACUGUUACUCGCGCCUACGGGAACUGGUACCCGGUGUCCCGCGAGGUACUCAGCUUAGCCAGGUGGAAAUCCUGCAGCGCGUCAUCGACUACAUCCUCGAUCUGCAGGUGGUCCUUGCCGAACCGGCACCCGGACCCCCAGACGGCCCUCAUCUCGCCAUCCAGCAGACAGCCGAACUUACUCCAGAACUUGUGAUCUCUAACGACAAGAGGAGCUUCUGCCACUGACCUGGCCGUCCCGGUGCCUCCCAGAAUGCAGGUGCUGGCGCCCGUUCCGCCUGGGACCCGGGACCCUGGACCCUCUCUGGCCAGAAGCUCGAGGGCGUGAUGAGGAGCCCCAACACAGCCCUGCCCAUUUGACUCCCCCCAGACGCCUGCGUCAAGGCUGGAGAUCUGGCGCCCGGGAGCGAAGGACUGAACUUGGGUGGCCUGAAGAGCCAGGGAGAGCUCUGGGCACCAGCUGAGCAACGGCACUCUGUCCCCACCCCAAGUUUAAAGACUGUCUUUUCAGAGUAUGGAGGGGGGGUGCCCUCCAAACUCUGCCAAGGCUGCGGUAGGGCUGGUCUUUUUGGAAAAAGGCUCUGCCGCCCCACUUAUGAGCUCUAUAAUAGAGUAUGCAGCUUUUGUACCAUUUUUACAGGAAGGUGGCUUCCUGUAACCAUGUGAUGUAUAUUAAACUUUUUAUAAAAGUUAACAUUUUGCAUAAUAAACCAUUUUUAAACA